This is a messenger RNA of Ornithorhynchus anatinus (platypus), 5936 nucleotides long. RefSeq names its product ANTXR cell adhesion molecule 2 (gene ANTXR2). NCBI's taxonomy places the organism in Eukaryota, Metazoa, Chordata, Mammalia, Monotremata, Ornithorhynchidae. Gene Ontology annotation, molecular function: signaling receptor activity. Gene Ontology annotation, cellular component: membrane. The transcript is spliced from 17 exons. The coding region runs from base 1143 to 2597 and encodes 484 amino acids. The record is from RefSeq and is a predicted model, not a curated record.
CUGACUUCCGCCGCUCCGAAGAUCUCCCGGGACCCCCCCUCUGCCUCCGGGAGCGCCCCGUUAACUUCCGCCGGCCGGACAACCUGUUGGGACCCCCCGCUGGGACCCCCCCCGCUGACCUGUGCCGCUCCGAAGAUCCGCCGGGACCCCCCCCCCCCCCCCGUACCUCCGGGAGCGCCCCGUUAACCUCGGCCGGCCGGACGCCCCGCUGGGACACCCACGCUAACUUCUGCCUCUCUGACAGUCUGUCGGGACCCUCCCCUGGCUGCAAGAGCCCCCCGCUAAUCUCCGUCGGUCUGUCGGGACCCCCCUCUGCCCCCGGGAGCGCCCCGUUAACCUCUGCCGGCCGGCCGGCCCGCCGGGACGCCCCGCCGGGACGCCCCGCUGACCUCUGCCGGUCCCGAAGGUCCGCCGGGACCCCCCUCUGUACCUCCGGGAGCGCCCCGUUAACCUCGGCCGGCCGGCCGGCCCGUUGGGACGCCCCGCUGGGACACCCACGCUAACCUCUGCCUCUCUGACAGUCCGUCGGGACACCCCACCGCCCUCAGGGGCACCCCACUAAACUCUGCCCAUCCGCCGACCCGCCGGGACGCUUCACCGCCUGCGGGAACGCCCCGUUGAUCUCCGCCGGUCGGAUGGCCCGCCGCCAUUCCCCGCCGUCCGCGGGAGCACCCCGCUGAACUCCGCCCAUCGGACGGUCUGCCGGGACACCCCGCCGCCCGCGGGAGCACCCCGUUCAUCUCGGCCGCUCGGUCGGCCUGCCGAGACGCCCCGCCGUCCGCGGGAGCACCCCGCUAUCCUCCGCCGGUCCGUCGGCCCGCCGGGCCGCCCCGCCGUCUACCGGGACGCUCUGCCGCCGAACUCCGGUCGGACGCCCCGCCGAACUCUGCCGGUCGGAGGGCCCGCCGGGACACCCCGCUCUCUACCGGGGCGCCCCUCGAAACUCCGCUGGUCAGACCCCCCCCAACCCCGCUAUCUGCAGGGGCACCCCGCUAUCCGACGGUCUCUCGGGGCGCCGUAGUCGCGAGGGGUCGGGGCCGAGUCGGCGGCCUCGGCGACUCCCUCCGCGUCGGCCGGUCGCCGGCCGGUCCCCGCCCUCGACCGCUCCGUCCGUCCGGGGUCGCCGAGGGGAGGGGGCCGGGAUGACGGGGUCCCGGCCGCGCCGGGUCGGGCGGGCCCUCGGGGGGCUGCGGCUGGCGCUGGCCCUGACGUUGGUCGGCGUGGGACGAGCCCAGGACCGGCCGUCGUGCCACGGCGCCUUCGACCUCUACUUCGUGCUGGACAAGUCCGCCAGUGUGGCCGAGAACUGGAUCGAGAUCUACGAUUUUGUCCAGCGGCUCACGGACCGAUUUGUCAGCCCCCGGAUGAGAUUUUCCUUCAUAGUGUUUUCCUCCCAGGCGACUACCAUUUUGCCGUUGACCGGAAGCAGAAAUGACAUAAACAAGGGCCUCACAGAUCUAAAACAAGUCACACCGGCAGGAGAGACGUACAUACACUUAGGAAUACAAAAGGCAAAUGAACAGAUUCAAAACGCGGGAGGGCCGAAGACCUCCAGCGUGGUGAUUGCCCUGACGGAUGGUAAAUUGGACGGGAUGGUGCCACAUCUCGCGGAGAAAAUGGCGGCUGAAUCCAGAAGCCUGGGAGCCCGAGUUUAUUGUGUCGGGGUUCUUGAUUUUGAACAAGAGCAGCUGGAAAGGAUCGCUGAUUCGAAAGACCAAGUCUUCCCCGUCACUGGAGGAUUCCAAGCCCUUAAAGGAAUAAUCAAUUCCAUAUUAGAACAAUCAUGUACAGAAAUAUUGGAAUUGAAGCCAUCGAGUGUCUGCGUGGGGCAGGAGUUUCAGAUCGUCCUGCAAGGCAGAGGGUUCAUGCUUGGCAGAAGAGGAGAAAAAGUGACCUGCACCUAUGCUGUAAACAAGACAAUCAUUAACACAAAGCCGAUAAGUGUUCAAAGCAAUUCCGUGCUCUGCCCGGCCCCCACCUUAUACCAAGUUGGCGAAACUCUAGAUGUGUCCGUGAGUUUGAACGAAGGGCAGUCUGUCAUCUCGAGCUCCCUGACGGUCACAGCCGUGGAAUGUUCCAGCGGAGCAGCGGUCGUCAUCGCCAUCCUGGUGCUGCUGUUGCUGCUUGCCGUCGGCCUGCUCUGGUGGUUCUGGCCCCUUUGCUGCAAAGUGGUCAUCAAGGACCCUCCUCGACCGCCUCCGCCAGCCCCUAAAAAGGAAGAAGACGAUCCUCUGCCGAACAAAAAGUGGCCCACCGUGGACGCGUCCUACUACGGGGGCCGAGGAGUCGGAGGGAUUAAAAGAAUGGAGGUUCGCUGGGGUGACAAGGGCUCCACUGAAGAAGGCGCGAGGUUGGAAAAAGCCAAAAAUGCUGUGGUGACUGUCCCUGAAGAGGCAGAAGAACCUCUCAGGCCCAGGCCUCCAAGACCCAAGCCCACCUACCAGGCUCCUCAGACAAAGUGGUACACCCCGAUUAAGGGUCGGCUCGACGCGAUCUGGGCUCUGCUGAGGCGGCAGUAUGACCGGGUUUCCCUGAUGCGACCGCAGGAAGGAGAUGAGGGCCGAUGCAUCAACUUCUCCCGAGUGUCAUCUCAGUGAAGGGGAAACGGGGACCGGGAAGGUACGAAGAGGGGAGAACAGUCUCACCGCCAAUUUGCCCCCGUAUACGGACCGUUGAGCCCUUUGCUGAAUUCCUCAGGACCCGGAUCUGUCUCCCUUUGCCCAGAGAGUUCUUGCCCGCCAUCUUCUUCUCAGAUGCCGCCAGCCAACUCUGCCUGCACCAAACUGCCUCCUCCACUUGUCCUCUCUGCUCCUGAGGAACCCCGAACACGGUGGUGGUGGCGAUGGGUGAUUUUCGGCAACGGACCCGUAGGGCUGUGCUUGCGACGGAAACUCUGCUCCCCGCGCUUAGGAGAGAAACCCGCCCGCGCACACACAUCCCCACACCAGUGCACCACGAAGAUGACAUCCACCCAGGAGGCACAGAUAAUUCUGGCUUCGUUGGCCUUAAUGGAGAAGCAAAGCCGCUCAGAUGAACACACGACACUUAUUAUGUCCACGGAGGGAUUGCAAGCCGCCGGCAGACCUCCGGAAGCUCCCGGGAGGCUAAGCGAAUGGCAGAGUUCAGCGCCCCGUUGCCGUGUCACAACGUAAAAUCCUUCCGAGGCCCCCAUCGCCGGGUGCCUUUCUGGGACCCUCAGCCCCACGGGUCUUGUCAGGCUAACACAGAGAGUGCACACGCCUGACCAGAUGCAGACGGGGGACCCUCCCGGGUCUCUGCAGCCAGCAAGACGAGGCCCCGCGGCAUCCGGAGACACCUUUCUUUCGCUGGGCAUUCGGGACAAGGAGAAAAUGAACAGAGCGUGAUUCUGCAGGAUGACAGCUGGCACCAAAGAUCUGGAGUGGGGUUGGAAGGGUGGUCACACACACACCCACACCCACCCACCCCCUCCAGGACCCGGACACCAGGUCCGUUAGCAUCUGCCCUCUUCCGCAUCCCAAGUUCAGUAGCGCAUUGAGGAAGGGCUCUAGCAGGGGACGGCCUGGGUGGGGUGUUGGGUUUUUAGAUGAAAUCGUCAGGAAUCACAAAGCUGUAUCUCAGGGUCCUCUCCUCACCCCCUCUUUCCCCGACUCCCCCCUUCCCCCCUCCAAUUCUCCAAGGGCUCUUCAGCAUCACAAGUCAGCAACUCUCUUUGCAUGAGAAUUUCAAAGUUUAAUUAAUAUAAUUAAAGGCAACAGCAGGCAGCAGCCUGUGAAGAUUUUGCUCAUCUUUUUUAUGCCUUUUGACAUUGAAUGACCUAUUACUGUAUAUGCACUGCUCGGAACUGUGCGGAGCCAGGAUGGUGGUUCGGAGUCGUCGGAGAGAGAGGGAGAGAGAGAGAGAGAGAGAGAGAGAGAGAGAGAGAGACCCACUUUCAUCCCUGACCAGAUUCCAUUUUCCAGAGGCUGGCCGUCCCCGGCCUCGCCGAUGUAGAUAUUAUCAUUUUUCAGAAAAACCGGUGCCGUGUCACGUCGACGAUGCCAGAUUAUGUUAGCGUGAAUGGGGGCGGGAGGAGGCAGCAGCUGAAGAAAAAGGCUCCAACGAUCCAGUCACUUUCGAUACUGAACCUCAGAGGCGAAAUGGAUAUUCGAGUGGAAACCUGACAACGCGCGCCGGCUUUGACGGGAACCGGUCCAGACAAUGACCAGCGGCCGGGUCAGUGGGAUGUCUGUCUGCGAGCGGGGAAGCUUGUCAAGUGACACGAAAAAUAAGUCCGGCGACCAUCACGUCGGAGGGGGAACCGGCGGCGAUUCUGUUGAGCGGGCAUGGCCGUCCGCAGGAUGGAGGGAGCUGUGAACAGCCUCCUUGGUGAAACGCCCUCCUCGGUGCUCUUCGUGGAAACUGCAAGGGACAAAGUUGCUCUCUUGGCUGGUAUCUGAGUUCUGGGCACUGCCCGAAGAAGCGGGACGUGCCAUAUAUUUAUAUAUAGAUAGGUACGUAUACGCGCGCGCACACACACACACACAUAUGUACACGUAUAUUCAGUCGCUUGCGUCUUUUGUUCAAGUUGCAUAUGUCACCGGCAACACCCAAAGCCACGAGUGCAUGCGUUUUAUCAAUAAAAGUCUUCGCCAUGCUUCUGUGCAUGCUUCUUUCAGUCCAUUGGAAUCCAAGUCUGGCUCGGAAUCAGUGUCCCAAGAGGGUUACAAAUGGCGGAUAGAAUUUGGUCCGAUGUCCACACUCCCAGGGUUGAACUCCAAGGUCAGAGACGGCGCUGCCGACUCCAUGGGUAGCUGCCAAAGCGAGGCGGCCAGGGCCUAUCGUCUUUUCCCAGAACCUCCCACUCCAUCUCCAGUCGCGGGCACCGAGGCCGUCCGGUCCCCAGAGAGGCCCCCGCGGUUGGUCGCGGCCUCUCGUGAUUCCCCAACUCUGCCCCGUUUGGCGAGGCGGGGGCGGCUCGGCCGUGGCAGCGGCUUGGCGAACGGGGGUCUCCAAAUGCUGAAAACAUUUUCACGGACCACAGUGCGAAUAGAUUCCCAGCUCUGCAAGCUCGGGCCCUUUUGGGGGAAGGAGGUUGCUUCAGACUAAAAGAGCACUUGGUUCACGAAGGAGGAAUCACCAACGGAGUCUGGCGAAGCCUUACGCUCAGGCUUCUGGCCAAAUGCAAGCACUGUGCUCCUUCCGGUUUCAAUUGAAAGGGAAGCCAUGUUGAUUUUGUUCAACGCUGUGUUGCUUUUCCACAGCGUCCACCGAAGGAACAAGCCCCAGAUGAGCACCUUCUUGGGAUAGAAAAGAGAAUGGUAUCCCAGGACCGUGUUUUAGCCGGGUCGUAAAACUCCCGAUCUCCUCCCCGUAGGGAUCUGGGAUGGGAUGUCUGCGCUAUGUGCCGGACAGGGUGUCAAUCCCAAACCACUUUCACCGUUUUCAUCAGUAAGCCCAGUGCCAUUAGCCAUUUGUUUUGCAGAAGGUUGCAAAAAUCAAUUAAGUGGGAAAUGACUCCUAACUUAUGUGUCUACUCUGCCUAGAAAGGAAGUUUUGAAGGCAUCGCUAUAUAUUUCAUAACAAUGUCUGUUCUUUAUGAAUUUAAUCUAUAAAUAUUUAUCUAUCUGAAAACUUUGAUACUUGGAAUGUUUUCCUAAAGCAUUUGGUGCUCAGGGAAAAACAUUUGGUGCUACGAGUUGCAGCACGGAUGCCUUCUCCAAAGUUUAUUCUAUUUAAAAAGUUAUCGUUUCUCUCCAAUGCUGUGCGGGCUAAAAAUGGAGAACUUCCACUCAACAGAGAGCAGCAUCUGUCACCCAUGGAUAUUUCCUGUUUUGGCAAAACAGAUAAUGAGAAUUCAAGCCUCCUGAUUUGACGACGAUGCCAAACGAAAAGUACUUGUUUUGAUUCCCCACUGUACGUUUUGUUUAAAAGUCACUUUAAGAUAAUAAAUUAUUCAAUAAAGCCUUUAUAUGCCA